AGAGAACUUGCGAGAGCAUUAACGCACAACUGUUCGCGCAACCGGACCUCCAUCACUCGAUCGAGAGACUGUACAAAUUUCAACUAAAGUAAUUAAAAUUUUAGGAUCGUGAUUGAUUUGAUUGAUUUGAUUGAUUGAUUGAUUUGAUAUAUCAAAAUCAUCAUGGAAACUUGUGGAAUGAGUGUCAUCAAAUACAUUCUCUUUAUUUUCAAUCUAAUCUUUGCGAUUUCUGGUAUUGCGAUUAUAUCCGCUGGAGCUAUCGUACUGGCAGAUGUUGGAGAAUUUAGUCAUUUUAUGGAUGGAAAGAUUUUGGGUCCACCUGUAGUUCUGAUUGUGGCUGGUGCCAUAGUGUUUAUUAUCGCAUUUCUGGGAUGCUAUGGUGCUAUCAAGGAAAAUUACACACUGCUCAUGGCCUUUGCUGGCGCCAUGCUCCUUAUCUUCAUCAUUGAGUUAUCAGUAGGAAUUGCUGCUGCAGUUUUUCGAAGCAAUUUCUCAGACGUUAUGAAAGAAUCACUCAGAUAUUCAAUGAAAAACUACAGCCAGUCAGAAUCAGACAAAAUGGCAUGGGACGAUGUACAGACAAAGCUAAAGUGCUGUGGGGUUGAGUCUGAAAAAGAUUGGAUUGAGGCUGGUGUCCUGCAACCUGGUGUUCUGCCAUCAUCAUGUUGUACAAAUGGAGAUACAGGAAAUCAAUGUCUUGAAUCAAAUGUGGAAGUUUACAGAGACGGCUGCUACUUGCAAUUGAAGAUGAGGGUUGAAAAUAAUGCUCGAAUUUUGAUUGGCGUUGGCAUUGGAAUCGCUUUUAUUGAGCUGGCUGGAAUCGUGCUCGCUUGCUGCCUUGCGAUGGCAAUCAAAAAAGAUGGGGAGCAAUGAGAAGAGUAGUUAUUUGAUUUUUCUCAAUGAUGAAAUGAAUUACUCAAGUAUUGAAUGCGGAAAGUAAUUAACAAAAAGGUAAACUUUAUUUUUUAAUUUUACAAAAAACACAACUCAUGUCUAGAUACAGCUAAUAUUUAAAAAUUGCUACUUAUCAAUUAACUAAAAAUGAAAUUAAAAAUUUAUAAGGCCAUAAUAUAUAAUCAAUAAUCGAUUAACCAUGUAAUGCAAGCGGAUCAGAUAAUUUAGGUUGACAUAUGUCCUUUGUGAUAUAGCUACAACAUACAAUCGAAGUGUGGAUUGCAUGCACUUUUGAAUAGUGACAUUUACUCCCCUCAUUUCAAUGUAUAAUUUAGUGAGAAAAGUAAAAGAUUAAUACGUGAAAAUAACUCAAUAUUGGAUAUGAAAAAUUCAUGACAAUUAUUGUGAAUUUGAAUUUGAGCCGUUUUGGAGAAAUUUUUCCUGAGGAAUAUCUAGAAAAGUCGUAAACAGAUGAUAUAUGUUUUCCCGGCUUAUUGGCAAAACUCAUCCCGGAAUAACUAAAUGCAUGAUCAUAAUUAAUUAAUCUUACGAAUUGAAGAAAUACAAGAGGAGUCUACAUCUUUUAAGUAAUUAUAACAAACAGUGAAAGAUA
This is a messenger RNA of Fopius arisanus, 1507 nucleotides long. RefSeq names its product Tetraspanin 47F (gene Tsp47F). The transcript has 5 exons. The record is from RefSeq and is a predicted model, not a curated record. Bases 163 to 873 code for a protein of 236 amino acids. Gene Ontology annotation, cellular component: plasma membrane. Lineage: Eukaryota; Metazoa; Arthropoda; Insecta; Hymenoptera; Braconidae.